ACUUUUCAUAUCAAAAUGGACUCCAUUACAAGCUCACAAACGAACACAGUCAUACAACAUAUAUCGGAAUCAGUGUUCGUGGGAUUAUGUCGUCAAGUGGGGACCUCAAAACUAGUAGCCAUGAGGAGAGAUAUGGCGGACAUCUGGGAUAAGGUUAAAAAUCAAGUGACAAGUGAGGAUAACUGUACGAUGUUAAGUGGAAGUCAAAGAGAAGGAUUCAGACUGGAAACAUCAGAUGUAGACUUUAUGAACUGGCCAAAUAACCAUCGUGUGAUCUGGGAAUUAUCUCAGUCUCAGUAUUACAACACACACAGACAAACGCUGAUCCUUUGUGACCCUUCUGAUAGUCCACCAGGAUUCACUUUGUUAUAUUUACUGUCACCAAGUAUGUGCAAAUAUGUCCAGAGAGCCUGUGUUACAAUGUUUAACAAACAUUAUAUAUCUAGUUCUAAAUACAAAGAGAUCUUCCGUUCUGAUUUACAGAUCUUCUGUUCUGAUUUAUCACUUUUCACCACUCCACAUGGACCCUGUGGCAGAGGAACAGAUGGUGCCCCCUGUAUGUUAGUGAUUUUUGGCCUCCAUCUGCCUUCUCAUGGUUAGACAGAUGUUACUCAUGGCCCAAGCGUCAUGUUGUUAAUAAUAUAGUAAAAAAUGGAUGCCACUUUGUAGCAAUAAGACAUAAGCUAGGAAGAUAUGAAGACCAUGAAUGGAGAAUUUCUCCAAAGCAGAACAAAAACUAGUGAAUGCAAUGAAUCAUUGUCAAUUCUUAACAUAUGGCUUGCUUAAAUUAAUCUUAACAGAAAUAAUUAACAAUGGAGUAGGUGAUGAUGAUAAAUUACUGUGUUCCUAUCACAGGAAGACAGCUGUUUUCUGGGUGAUUCAACAAAAUACAA
Molecule: messenger RNA, 893 nt
Organism: Saccostrea cuccullata (small rock oyster)
Lineage: Eukaryota; Metazoa; Mollusca; Bivalvia; Ostreida; Ostreidae
Exons: 2
Coding region: 16-600 (194 amino acids)
Source: RefSeq, a predicted model, not a curated record